AUGCUGAAAUCUAUCUCUCUAGAUCCAGUGCUAUAUAACAACUAUAGAAAAUGUAUGUCAGAAUACAAAUCCUUGGGUCAGACGUCUGAGACAGAGUCACCUGUAGACUACUACAUCCCACACCAUUCUUUGUAUAAGGCUGAUGGAGAUAUUGAUAAUGAAAAGUUGAGAGUGGUGUUUGAUGCUUCAGCUCGUUGCCGAUCGGGUACUUCACUUAACGAGUGCCUUUAUGUUGGCCCAAAAUUACAUCAGGACAUAGAGGACGUUCUGACUGGAUUCAGGGUUCAUUGCGUUGCCUUUACUACAGAUAAUUUCAAAAUGUAUCGCCACAUUUGGGUGCUUGAAAAAUGCAUGUGGUUAUCAGCAUACUCUGGAAAGAUUCUCCACAACUUCAGAUGCGAGAACACACUUUGA
Messenger RNA from Acyrthosiphon pisum (pea aphid), 414 nucleotides. RefSeq lists its product as uncharacterized. NCBI's taxonomy places the organism in Eukaryota, Metazoa, Arthropoda, Insecta, Hemiptera, Aphididae. The record is from RefSeq and is a predicted model, not a curated record. Bases 1 to 414 code for a protein of 137 amino acids. The transcript has a single exon.